Molecule: messenger RNA, 1716 nt
Organism: Pseudomassariella vexata
Lineage: Eukaryota; Fungi; Ascomycota; Sordariomycetes; Amphisphaeriales; Pseudomassariaceae
Product: major facilitator superfamily protein
Exons: 6
Coding region: 1-1716 (571 amino acids)
Biological process (GO): transmembrane transport
Molecular function (GO): transmembrane transporter activity
Source: RefSeq, a predicted model, not a curated record
AUGACGAGGGGUAAAAUAUUAUUUCCUGUUCAAAGCGAGGUUUUCUUUAGCUUUCCAGUUCGAACGAGACCUUUAACAACUGAUCUCAUCAUCGUCGCGAUUGUCUUUUGCGGCGUAUUAACCGCCUUGGAGGGCAGCAUCAUCCCUACGAGCUUGCCCUCCAUCAUUGCUGAUCUUGGUGGAGGCGAUAUCUAUAUUUGGGCUUCCAAUGGCUACUAUGUAGCUAUGCACGUGAAACCAGAUGUUCUUCUCGUGACUGUGUUCCAACCGCUACAGGGCCAAUUAGCCAACGUCUUCGGCCGACGCUGGCCUAUGAUUAUCUCGACGGCCGCCUUCGUCCUUGGCAGCGGCAUCUGUGGCGGUGCUACAAACAUGGAAAUGCUGAUAGUAGGCCGUGUGGUGCAAGGCAUCGGCGCGGGGGGCAUCAACGUGCUGAUGGAAAUCAUCGUCUGCGACUUGGUGCCCCUGAGCGAGCGAGGUAGCUACUUCGCCCUUACGUUUGGCUGCGUCGGGCUCGGUGCCGCCCUGGGGCCGUUCUUCGGUGGUCUCAUUGUCCAGCAUUCAACGUGGCGUUGGGUCUUUUAUCUCAACUUGCCUAUCGGCGGCUUGGCCCUGGCGCUGCUGUUUUUGUUUCUGCAUACCAACUACAACCGGGAGAAAACGUUCGCCGACAAGUUGACCAACAUUGAUUGGGCCGGAAACGCCAUAUUCGUUGCUUCGGUGACUUCAAUUCUCGUCGGCCUCGCCUGGGCUGGCACCCUACACCCCUGGUCAUCCUAUCAGGCGCUCGUGCCCCUGAUCCUCGGAUUCGCCGGACUGGUGGGCUUCCUCUUCUUUGAGUCAUAUCGGCGACUUGCUCCUCAACCGAUGGUGCCGAUCCAUCUCAUGUCGAACCGGACAUCAGCCACCGCGUUUGUCCUUGCUUUUGUGCAGAGCAUGAUAACCAUAUGGCCGCUUUUCUUCCUCCCUAUCUACUUUCAAGGCGUUUUGCGGGCAUCUUCAAGCAUAUCGGGUGUCAUGCUGCUGCCGACUAUCCUGGCGCUCAUCCCUGGUGUUGCCCUCGGAGGUGGCGCUAUGACCAAGAUUGGCCGCUAUCGUCCAGUCCAGAACGUCGGUUUCGCUCUGGCCAUCGUAGGCUUUGGAUUGUUCACGAUGUUGGAUGAGAAUUCGAGUACUGGUUGGUGGAUUGGUUUCCAGAUCCUGCAGUCGGUUGGUGCCGGUUCUGUGAUGCCGACGGUGCUUCCUGCUAUCUUGGCACCAUUAGCUGAAUCAGACACCGCGUUGGCUACAGCCUUGUGUGCGUUCCUGCGCAGCUUCGGCUUGAUGUGGGGUACCGCCAUCCCAGCUGCAGUCUUCAACACGCGCUUCAACCAGCUCGCGCCAGGGGCCAUCACAGACCAGUCUGUAGUGGGUGCGCUUAUAGUUGGAAAGGCAUACGAGCACGCCACAGCUUCCUUCGUCAACUCGCUGGCACCUGAUACGGCCGCCCAGCUUACAUCGGUGCUGUCUGACAGUCUGAAGCUGGCCUGGCAGGUUGGGAUCGCCGUCUCGGGUGUAAGUUUCUUCCUUGUCUUCGUGGAGAGGGAGGUCCCGCUUCGAAAGAAGCUGGAAACCGAGUAUGGCAUUGUGGAAAAGAAGAAGGUCAUGGCGGCUGAUGAGGCUGCUGAAGCCCGGACAGCAGAAUUGACGCCCAAUGAGGGGGAGGCCAAAAACUAA